GAGGAGACAGAAACAGGAAGCAGCAGGUCGUCUCCGUCCCCCAACAUCUCCGCCAUGUCUUCAGCCAGAGCUGCAGCCGUCCUGCUGAGCUGCUGUGUCCUCGUCCUCGUCCUCGUCCUGUCCUGCAGGGGUCAAGGAAGUGACUGCAGCUGUAAUGUCACCAACAGUCGCUGUGACGAGAACGGAGUCUGCAGAUGUGACCCUGGUUGGGACGGCGAGCGCUGUGAGCGCUGUGUGCCAAUGCCUGGCUGUCUUCAUGGUUCCUGUGAGCAGCCGUGGCAGUGCAGCUGUGUGGUGGGCUGGGCGGGACGUUUCUGUGACAAAGACCUGAUGGCGUGCUCGGAGCGGCAGCCAUGUCAGAACGGAGCGACCUGUGUAAUGGAGGACAGCGGUGAAUACAGCUGUCUGUGUCCUGAGGGUUUCCACGGCCGAGACUGUCAGCUGAAGACCGGCCCGUGUCACCAGAGGAGGUCUCCCUGUAAGAAUGGUGGUCUGUGCGAGGACGCUGACGGCUUUGCGGCGGAGUUGGUGUGUCGCUGCCUGGUGGGCUUCACAGGGCCGCGCUGUGAGACUGACGUGGACGACUGCCUGAUGAAGCCAUGUGCCAAUGGCGCCACCUGCCUGGACGGCGUCAACCGUUUCUCCUGCAUCUGCCCCAACGGCUUCACUGGGCGCUUCUGCACUGUCAACCUAGACGACUGCGCCAGCCGGCCCUGCCUCAACGCCGGACGCUGCCUGGACCGGGCUGGAGGCUUCCACUGCGUCUGCCGACUCGGCUACACCGGGGCCACCUGCGAGACGCCACUGAGGAGCCACGAGCCCAGCUGGACGACGCUGGGGUGGGAGGGAGGAGGAGGAGGUGGGGCUAAGACCCAGAGGAGCAACACCACUGGUAGCAGGAACGGCAGUCAUCAUGGCGACAGGCUGUUAAAGGUGACAGUGAGUGAGCGCAGCGGCGGUGGCGGCCUGUCGGAUGUCCAGCUUAUUGUCCUGCUGGUGCUGGCAGGGGUGACGCUGGGUGUGGUGGUGCUAACCGCUGCCCUUGUUCUGCAGGGUCACUGCAGGGACUGUGGCCACGCCCCCUUCUGGCCACUCACAUCAUCAUCAUCAUCAUCAUCAUCAUCACAGCAGCGAGGACAGAAGAGUGGCCGGCGAGCACAACAGGACGAGCCAGAGUGUCAGAUCAGCUUCCUGAACGUAGCAGAACCAGAGAAGAAGAAACUAAACACUGACGUCAUUUAGAGAAAACAAACACAGAGGGGGAGGAGCCUGAACUGUUCAUGUGCGACAUCAUCAACAUGUAUGUUACAUUCAUCAUGUGACACAAACAACAACCAGAGAUCCUCUAUUUAUUCCACAGUCAGAACCUGACGCCUACAUCACCCACAGUGCAACUCUGUCUGCAGCAGCCUACAUCACCCACAGUGCACUUGCAGCUGCUAAGGUGUCACUCCACUCUGACUCCGCCCCCCAGACGCUGACUCAAAAGACAUCACUUGAGGACAUUUAUCAGACAUCACACAGGAGACACUGAAGGCUUUGUGCUGCUGUUUAAUACACCUGGAAACACCUGAAACACCUUGAGACUCCUUGAGACACCUGUAAAAACCUGGAGACUGAAGAGUGAACUCAGUGAUGUAUUUCUGUAGUUCUGAAAUUCAUGUGACAAACUCCUAGAAACACCUGGAGACUCCUGGAGACAGACACAGGUGUGUGUGAUCAGAUGGACAGAAUGUUUUACACACCUUGUUGUUUGAAACAAAUUGAAUGAACUUUAUUGACAGUGUUUAACUCUACAGACUCGUAUAAUAACCUGGACCAGCUUAUAAAGAGUUAAUUUAUUAUCUGCUGCUGUGACUGUCAGCAGCUCAGAGACAGGAAGUGAUGCGUUCAUCAACACAUGAACGUUCUCACUCUAAACCAACAUGUUGGUCAGUGACCUCCAGAGGUCGUUCCCUUUGGACAGUCUCCAGUCUUUAUGCUAAGCUAAGCUAACCAGCUACUGGUUGUCAUGGUAACAAAACAAAUGUUUUUUAUUCUCUGUGUUGCAAACAUGAACUCUGACCUCAGAGUCUCUGUCAUUAAACUCUGGAACAAACUAACACACAUAAAUCCAUCUGUCACUGAGCUGUCUGUCCACGUCUUCACUGUAUUAAAGGUGACAUCAGCAUUUUUCAUCCUGGACUCUAUCCACCUUAUUCCUGAGGGCACGACUGCAGAAAUAAUUAUGGGCGGGACUUCCUGUGAGAUAGCAGAGGUAGCAUUCAGCUAGUUAGUCCCAGUGGCUACUCCUGGUGGCUAACCGCCAACGCUGGUUCUUUUCCAAAGUCAUUUGCCUUCAGUUUAUUAUUAACAAAUAACGUUAACUCAGCAUUUUCUAAAAUGUCUCUGUGGAGCUCUGGUACCUGUUGCACUGUCUGUGUCUGUGAAGACCAACAACCAGUCUGAGCUACAUGUUUGUCUUCAGCAACUGUGUGUUGAACAUGUGACCAGGACAAAAAGGGAUUGUUCCUGUUGCCAUGACAUGAGAAAUAAUACCACAAGAGUUUCACGAGACAUAGCGAAGACAAUGACACGUACACUGACAGGUGCGUCACUCAGCGUCAGUGCGUGAUAUCCCUGUCUCUCCCCGUCUGACUUCAUCUCAACCUACAUUAGAAAAUUGCUCAU
This is a messenger RNA of Epinephelus moara (kelp grouper), 2670 nucleotides long. It is a transcript of the gene dlk2, whose product is annotated as delta-like 2 homolog (Drosophila). The record is from RefSeq and is a predicted model, not a curated record. The transcript has 6 exons. Gene Ontology annotation, biological process: heterophilic cell-cell adhesion; establishment or maintenance of epithelial cell apical/basal polarity. Gene Ontology annotation, cellular component: protein-containing complex; plasma membrane. Gene Ontology annotation, molecular function: calcium ion binding. The annotation marks the transcript as partial. Lineage: Eukaryota; Metazoa; Chordata; Actinopteri; Perciformes; Serranidae.